UCGAAAGUAACAUGGUGUUGCUUUAAUUUCAAACUAUAAAUCCUAAUUAGCCCAUGAGAGCACUUAGUGAUAUACUGUACUUUUCCAAAACUAGUUAAUUAACCCACAUAAGAAAAAUUAUACUAAAAUAAAAGUACAAUAGCUGUUUGUGUUUACGUACACGAACCAAAGGCUAAGUUGCAGUAAGUGUAUGUGUUGAGUUCACUUGACACCUCUGGGUUUGAACCCUGACAUUUCUCGCCUCUCACUGCCUGUGUGGUUGAAAACAACCUGCCUUAGGUAUAAUAAAGGUUCAUUCAAACCUCAGCUUGGCUCUUGUUGCGUUUGUGUGUGUGUGUGUGUUUUGGACAUGUGCAGUGUUUUCCAGCACAGUCAUAUUUCCCACCUGUUGGAGAGGGACGAAAGUGAAAGGGCCCUGUGUGAGGCUUCCCCACCCAUUUAACACGAAGAGAGUUCCGGGUUCUUUCCAGACGAGAGCCGCGCGCUACUUCAGCUUUAUCACGCUGUUUAUACGCUCGGACCAUGUCCCUUUUGCUGGAUCACCAAUUCAACGAGCUGCCUCCUGACAAGUCGAUAAAUACCAAGUUCUUUCUAGAAACUGUCUCUUUCCUUCCGCCGUUUUUUGACUGCUUAGGAUCAAAAGUAUUUGCUUUCAUCAAAUCAGACAUUAACGGCAAUAUAAGGAAAAUUAGAGCAGUAUAUGACAAGGACCCUGAAAAGUCCGUCACCCUGCAGGACAUUCUGGAAGCAGAGCGAGAAGCCCAUGGAGCUGAAUGGCCUAAAGUUGGUGCAACAUUAGCUCUGAUGUGGCUGAAAAGAGGUCUCCGUUUCAUGCAGAUCCUUCUACAGAGUUUGGUAGAUGGAGAUAGAGAUGAGAACCAUCCCAACCUGAUCCGGGUCAAUGUCACCAAAGCCUACGAUCAGGCACUGAAGGACUACCACGGCUGGAUAGUUCAGAAGAUUUUCCAAGCAGCAUUAAUUGCAGCUCCCUACAGAUCAAACUUCCUGAAGGCUUUGUCAAAGGGAGAGGAAGUGAAAGAGGAGGAGUGUCUGGAAAACAUGCGUCAGUUCCUGGUUAAUUUCACUCCCACUGUCGAUGCCAUCUAUGAGAUGUACACAAAUCUGAACGCAGAGCUGGACUACACUGCUUGAUGUCUGAUGACAUUACUAAACAAGAGGUGGAGAACCAUACUGCAUCACUAUCUUGUUUGUCAUCCAUCCAAGAGGAGUCACAGAGGUCUUGUUUUCAAAGAUGUUUUUACUAGAAUUAUUUGAUUUUUUUUUUUUUCCCUCACAGUGUGUUAUUUAUUAUUUGGAUUAUACCAAACACAAUAUUAAUACUACUAGUGUUUAGUCUUAAAAUGAUCCUAGCAAUUAUUAUAGUGUAAAAUUUUUGUUGUGUGUAAUUUCAAGUAAUUGCACGAUUGUUAGAGCAGCAGUAGCGCUGUCACUGCUAUGCAGAACUGUUACACACUAACGUGGCCUUCACCUGUUCCAUCAGGGGAAGAAUACAAGACUGUCAGCACUGUUUUUACAGAAAAAACAUUUUUGCUAAUACUUCAUUCUCUGCUUCCCGAGCCCUUGAGUUGCCUCCACUGUUAACCUGGGAGCAGCGGUGGUCAGUAGUAAUUUGAGAUUUAACAUAUCCUGUUAUUUGUUAACUGCUGGAAGCCACUGAAUGCUGUGGUGUUACUGAGUAAAUACACAGGGUUUUCAAAGUAAGCUCAGAAUUACAUUUUUUUUUAAGAAUUCUAUUUCUCUUAUAAAGCACAGAUGUUCUUCCUAAGAGGGCUUUUGCCUGUGUUUAGUUGGAAGUUGUGGAUGAUUUGUUUGUAGCCCUGUUUUGUUCCUAUUUAUCUCUCAAACUGACCUAAAUUCAUUUACACAGACAUACUGUUCAGGCUUAUUGUUUGUGGAUACUCGGCUAUAAUCAAAUUUAUGUUUGUAAGAUUUGUGUUUGACUGAAUAUUAAAAGUGUAAAAUCA
Messenger RNA from Monopterus albus (swamp eel), 1985 nucleotides. Its product is annotated as glycolipid transfer protein-like. Gene Ontology annotation, cellular component: cytosol; cytoplasm; membrane. The record is from RefSeq and is a predicted model, not a curated record. Gene Ontology annotation, biological process: ceramide transport; intermembrane lipid transfer. Gene Ontology annotation, molecular function: ceramide 1-phosphate transfer activity; ceramide 1-phosphate binding. Bases 523 to 1152 code for a protein of 209 amino acids. The transcript has 5 exons. NCBI's taxonomy places the organism in Eukaryota, Metazoa, Chordata, Actinopteri, Synbranchiformes, Synbranchidae.